Molecule: messenger RNA, 4185 nt
Organism: Patiria miniata (bat star)
Lineage: Eukaryota; Metazoa; Echinodermata; Asteroidea; Valvatida; Asterinidae
Product: zinc finger protein 729-like
Exons: 5
Coding region: 121-4059 (1312 amino acids)
Biological process (GO): regulation of DNA-templated transcription
Molecular function (GO): DNA-binding transcription factor activity, RNA polymerase II-specific; RNA polymerase II cis-regulatory region sequence-specific DNA binding
Source: RefSeq, a predicted model, not a curated record
UUGUGUUUUGAAAUCACGAGAGGGCGCUGUGACUCACUAUAUUGAAAACGAACUUGCGAAUGCGAAACGAAUGCGAAAAAGAGUGCUACUUAAAUGUAGUUGAAGAGAGAACCAGUCACCAUGGAAAUAGCCAGCGGCAGCAUGAUCUUGCAUCCUGACUUGGCCAGCGAGCUCAGGACGUUGCAUGAAUCCAGUGGUUUUGAUUCGGCCGGUGCUUUCUUAAAACAUCUUUUCGCCUUAGAAGACCAGCAUAGAUCACAACAGUGCUUGACUACCCUUUUCACUAAUGUCGAGCAGCCUUGGCUCGGCAACUAUAACGCCGGUCAAGCUGUGAGCCUGGAUUCAGCACCAAAAACUGUCUCAGUUGGAAUUCAAGUCAAGUUGUGCUUUUGCAGCGACAACAUCAUUGAGAGCGCAUUUCGUGAACAAGGCGUAACCAGUGAUUUAAAUUCAGUUCAGCAAGAUGAUCUCCGAGAAGAACUAUCCGAUUCUGACUCGGAUUACGAUGAUACUGAGGAAGUAUUUGAGGAAGCGGAUGAUUACAACAGUAGAAACAACAAACAGCGAAAUGAGACAGUAACGGGAAAACAGGUAAACAAAACUGUUGGUCGGCCAACAAGGAAUCGAAGGAAACCUAAUCAGGGAGCGCAUCCUGGAUAUUCUUGCGAAGAGUGCGGAGAUAAGUUUACUCGCGAGUGUUACCUUAUCCAUCACAUGAAGAAACACAGAGGAGAAGAGACGACGGUACAAUGUCAAUUCUGUGACCUGACCUAUCCCAGUCCAUGGACAUUAACCAUCCAUAUUUCUCUCAUGCAUCCGGAGCAUGCACCGCCACCGCGCGACAAGCCUCCAAAGAAUCCAAUCAUCUGUACUACCUGUGGAAUGGCGUUGAAGACUGCGUAUACAUACAGGAAACACCAACGCACACACACAGAUGAGAGACCCUACGAGUGCGACUUGUGUCACAAGACGUUCAAAUUUUCAGGAUCUCUGGCCAAACAUAAAUUAGGAAUGCAUACCCAAGAGCGGCCUUACCCUUGUCAUCUAUGUGACAAUAACUUCAAACAUUCUAGUGACUUGAUACGUCAUCAAGUUGUCCACACUGGCGAGAAACGAUACAAGUGCCUCCAGUGCAAUAAAGCUUAUACAGCAAUUAAUUCCCUGCAAUUCCACAACUUGAGGUAUCAUGAGAACCCAGGGGUUAAGCCGUUCAACUGCCCUCAUUGUAACAAAUGUUUUGCCAAAAAAUUCUCGAUGAACGACCACAUCAGGAGGAAACACCUGUAUCCAGAAAAGUACAAGAGAAGGCCUGGCCAGCCUCGCAAACCACCCCCAGAACGGACCUUCCAUUGUGAGAUCUGCAGCAAAGCUUUCAGAUAUGCAAGCAACUUGAGACGUCAUUACAUAUCUCACACCGGUGAACAGCCUUUCAAAUGUACACAGUGUGACAAGGCAUACAGAGACAAUGAUACGCUGAAAAUCCACAUCUUGCGAUACCAUGAGAACCCUGGGGUAAAGCCUUACGAGUGCCCCCACUGCGACAAAUGUUUCGCCAAAAGAUCCUCCCUGCCCAGCCACAUCAAAAAGAAACAUGAGAACCCAGAGCAAAAUAAGCCAGAGAAGAGCAAAACAAAGCCCGCCAAGCCAAAGCUCGCCAAGCCACGCAACCCAGUACCCCCGGAAGAACGGGCCUUCCAGUGUGACCUCUGCGGCAAAGCUUUUGGAUUCAUGAGCAAUCUGAGACGUCAUUACGUAACUCACACUGGGGAACAGCCGUUCCAAUGUACACAGUGUGAUAAGGCGUACAGAGACAAUAAUUCCCUGAAACGCCACAUCCGGAGAUUUCAUGAAAACCCUGAGAUAAAGCCUGAUGAGUGCCCUCAUUGCGACAAAUGUUUCGCCAACAAAUCCGCCCUGCUAAGCCACAUCGAAAAGCAGCAUGAAAAUCCAGAGCAGGACGACGGACAGAACACAGAAAAAGUGCCCUCUAAAUACGUGCAUACUCUGAAAAUACCUGCUCAUGUUGGAAUGACAAGUGUGGUGUCACAAGGCUUUAAAAGCACAGCUGCAAUUAAACGUGCACCUUUAGUGCUGCCUGCUAUGUUACAAAAGUCUCCGAAUACCGAGGCUGGAAUAUCGACAGUCACCAUGGAAGUAAUUAGUGGCAGCAUGAUCCUGCAUCCUAUCUUGGCCAGCGAGCUCAAGGCCUUGCAAGAAUCCGGCUGUUUUAAGACGCCCGGUUCCUUCUUGAAACAUCUGUUUGGUUUAGAGGAGCAGCACAGAUCUCAACAGUGUGUGACUACCCUUUACACUGAUGUACAGCAGCCAAGGCUUGGAGAUGCUAAUCAAGAUGUAAUUCUGGAUUCAGCUCGGCAAUCAAGAACUGUGUCCAUCGGAGUUCAAGUCAAAUUAUGCUUUUGUAGCGACAACAUCAUUGAUAGCGCAUUUCAUGAACUAAACGUCAACAGUGAAGUAGAUUCUUAUCAGCAAGACGAUCUCCAAGAAGAAAUAUCAGACUCUGACUCGGAUUACAAUGAUACCGAGGACGUUUUGGAGGAAGAGGUUGUUAUCACCAGUAGAAACAGCAGAAAGCGAAAAAAGACCGUAGCAAAAGAACAAGUUCACAAAACUGUUGGUAGACCAGCAAAGAAUCAAAGAAAACCUAAUCAGGUAGCAGAUCAGGAAUUUUCUUGCGAGGAGUGUGGAGCUAAGUUUUCUCAGGAAUGUUACCUUGUCCAUCACAUGAAGCAACACAGCAGAGAGGAGUCACUACAAUGUAAAUACUGUGACCAUACCUAUCUCAUUCCUGCAAAAUUAGCCCAGCAUAUUUCUGUAAUGCAUCCAAAGCAUGCCCCGCCACCUCGGGAAAAGCACCAGAAGCAAUCAUUCAUCUGCGCUACCUGUGGAACGGCAUUUAAAACGAUGCAUACAUACCAGAGACACCUGGCUACACAUGUGGAUGAGAGACCUUACGAGUGCAACUUGUGUAAGGAGAAAUUCAAAUACUUAACAUCUCUGGGCAACCAUAAACUCCAAGUGCAUAACAUUGAACGCCCCUACUCUUGUCAUUUGUGUAGCCGUAGCUUCAAGAUGCCCAGCCAUUUAAAAGACCAUCGGGUUGUCCACACUGGCGAGAAACGAUACAAGUGCCUUGAGUGCAAUAAAGCCUUUACAGCUUAUAAUUCCCUGAGAUUGCACAAGUUACGCCAUGAGAACCCGGGGGUUAAGCCGCACGAGUGCCCUCACUGUCAGAAACGUUUUGCUGGAAAACACACAUUGGAUAUUCACAUUGAAAGGAAACAUGUGAACCCAGAGCAGUACAAAAGAAAGCCCUUCCAGUUGCAUGACCCACCCCUUGAACGUUCCUUCCAAUGUCACAUAUGUGGCAGCGCUUUUACAUACUUGAGCAAUUUGAGAAGUCAUACCACAAAGCACACCGGCAGAAAGCGGUUCAAAUGCACACAAUGCGAUAAAGAAUACAUUGCCAACCAUACGCUGAAAAACCAUGUCAUUAGAGUUCAUGAAAACCCCGGAUUCAAGCCAGUCAAGUGCCCUCUCUGUGACGUACGUUUCUCCCAGAAAUCCUCGUUGCCUAAGCACAUCGCAAGGAUGCAUGAGAACCCACAGCGAGAGAAGUACAAGAGAAAUCCCAACAGGCCACGCAAGCCGCCCCCGGAACGGUCCUUCCAGUGUGACCUCUGCGACAAAGCUUUCAGAUACUUGUGCAAUCUGAAACGUCACGGCUUAAUUCACACCGGUGAAGUGCCAUUUCAAUGUACACAGUGCGAUAAGGUGUACAGAGACAAUGCAACGCUGAAAACCCACAUCCUGGUAUGUCAUGAUAACCCUGGAGUCAAGCAGUUCAGAUGUCCUCAAUGUGACAAAUGGUUUGCUUAUAAAACCUCGUUGAACAAGCACAUAAAAACGCAGCAUGAGAACCCAGAGCGUGGUCUGGAAAUACCUGCUCAUGUUGGAAUGACAAGUGUGGUGUCACAAGGAUUUAAAAACACAGCAGUUGGUAUAAAACGUACACCUCUAGUACUGCCUGCUACUCCAUAAAUCUCAAAAUACAGUGACUGGAGUAGAAAGUAGCCCUUGAACGAAAAACUGUUCAUGUUGCAGACAACAGACUCGGUUGUCAAUUAACUUACAGAUAAUACACAACUUUUGCAAACAUCAAAAAAA